ACUGUCGUCGAGGUAACACCGCUGCUGGCAGGCUCCAACUUCCGGUACCAGGUCGAUUAAAGUUUUUUUCUAACAGUGUUUCCGGCAACCGCGUGUGUUGUACUGCCGUUUUUGUGCAUUUUCUUCGGAGCAAGUGCCGAGUGUCGUGUAAUUGGUGUGUUUUUGUUUUGCCUUUCUCCUGUCAAAACCCGUGUAAUACCGGUUCUGUGCGUUCUGUAAUUUUUCCCUUUCACUAGCCGUAAAGUGAACGUCAAACGAAACGAUGGCUCGUCUGCUAGCUCGUCUCUAUAAAGCGGCCCCCACGCAAAGUGGCUCGUCGUCGCUCCUUCCGGCGGUGUCAAUGGCAACGACGCGAUCUCGCAGCACCGAUACGCGCAUUCAAGCCGUCAAGCCUGUGGUCGAGAUGGACGGCGACGAAAUGACCCGCAUCAUCUGGCAGUUCAUCAAGGAAAAAUUGAUCUUCCCCUACGUGAAGGUCGAGGCACUUUACUAUGAUCUAGGCCUACCGUACCGGGAUCAAACCAACGAUCAGGUGACGAUCGAUGCAGCGCACGCUAUGCUCAAGCACAACGUUGGCAUCAAGUGUGCAACGAUCACGCCCGACGAGCAGCGCGUCGAGGAGUUCAAGCUGAAGAAGAUGUGGCUGAGUCCGAACGGCACGAUCCGUAACAUUCUCGGCGGUACGGUGUUCCGCGAGCCGAUCAUUUGCAACAACAUUCCCCGCAUCGUGCCCGGCUGGACGAAACCGAUCGUUAUCGGUCGCCAUGCGCACGGCGACCAGUACAAAGCGCAGGACUACGUCGUGCGCAACCCUGGCACAGUGAAGCUGGUGUACAACGGGGAUGACGGCAGCUCGGAAGAAAUUUUGGUGUACAAGUACAAGGCGCCCGGUGUGGCACUAGCCAUGUACAAUACGGACGAAUCGAUCAGCGACUUUGCGCACUCCUCGUUCCAGGUGGCCCUGGCCAAGGGCUGGCCGCUAUACCUGUCCACCAAGAACACGAUUCUCAAGCGUUAUGAUGGUCGUUUUAAGGACAUUUUCCAGGAUAUUUAUGAAAAGAACUACAAGAAGCAAUUUGAAGACGCCAAGAUCUGGUACGAACACCGGCUGAUCGAUGAUAUGGUGGCGCAGGCGCUUAAAUCGUCCGGUGAGUUUGUGUGGGCCUGCAAAAACUACGACGGUGACGUGCAGUCGGACAUCGUUGCCCAGGGCUACGGUUCGCUCGGUCUGAUGACGUCGGUGCUGGUGUGUCCCGACGGCAAAACGAUCGAAUCGGAGGCUGCCCAUGGUACCGUUACGCGUCAUUAUCGUGAACACCAAAAGGGACGCCCCACCUCCACGAAUCCGAUUGCGUCGAUCUUCGCGUGGACGCGCGGCUUAGAGCAUCGCGCCAAGCUUGACAACACUCCAGAUCUGGGCCGGUUUGCCCUGGCUCUCGAAAAGGCUUGCGUCGAUACGGUCGAGUCGGGCAAGAUGACCAAGGACUUGGCCUUGUGCAUUCACGGUUCGCGCAAUCUGAAAGACAGCAUGUACCUGAACACGCAGGAUUUCCUGGAGGCCAUCUCGGAGCAGCUGGAGCGUUCGUGGAAAAAGUAAUCGUCCCUUUUCUGUCAGCGUGCGAACUAAGUGUUUCUCCUUAACAUAUUUUGUAUCAUAUAAAUAAAACACACGAUUCCGAUAAAAUAAUACUCACCCGAAGAACAGUCGAAUUCGAA
Messenger RNA from Anopheles coustani, 1716 nucleotides. Its product is annotated as isocitrate dehydrogenase [NADP], mitochondrial-like. Lineage: Eukaryota; Metazoa; Arthropoda; Insecta; Diptera; Culicidae. The transcript has 6 exons. The record is from RefSeq and is a predicted model, not a curated record. The coding region runs from base 263 to 1597 and encodes 444 amino acids. Gene Ontology annotation, biological process: isocitrate metabolic process. Gene Ontology annotation, molecular function: magnesium ion binding; isocitrate dehydrogenase (NADP+) activity; NAD binding. Gene Ontology annotation, cellular component: mitochondrion.